Messenger RNA from Eremomyces bilateralis CBS 781.70, 2116 nucleotides. RefSeq lists its product as uncharacterized. The record is from RefSeq and is a predicted model, not a curated record. The annotation marks the transcript as partial. NCBI's taxonomy places the organism in Eukaryota, Fungi, Ascomycota, Dothideomycetes, Eremomycetales, Eremomycetaceae. The transcript is spliced from 2 exons. Gene Ontology annotation, molecular function: DNA binding.
CUGUUGCCCUCCUCCGUAUAUCUACCGCUCCUCCCCAUUCUCCCUUCUUGAAUGCUUUUGGCCCAUCCGUUGUUACUGAUUUGAUAUCCCGCCCCAUCCGGAGACCUGCAUAACUCGCCGCCUACUUCUCACAUCGCUGCUCCUUUUCACGCUCGACCAGCCACGAAAUACGGGUCUCCCACCAAAGGAUUACGAGGCAAUCGAACCCGGUAAUCCUCUUCGUUGGAUGUCAUCAACAUGUUUUAAAUUGUAGAUAAAUUCCCUAUCCUUCGUUUGGUUCGUGCUGUCGGUUGCCUUUUUCGUUACAUAUUGCUUUCCGCGGCUAGCAUCCGUCAGCAGCCACGCUGGCAGACUUUUUCCGCGACAUGCGGACCCGACGAGGAAAGCAUGAGGAGGGAGAGGAGCCGGUGGAACCGGAUCCGAAGAAGAUAAUAUCGCCGUCCAAGAGAAGGCAAGCUCGCGAUUUUUCUCAUCUGCCAAAACGAGUACAGGCGGAGAGGAAUGCCAAGAGACCUCCACCAAAGACUUCAUGGGACCAUCAGGUCUUCCGAAUCAAAGGCCUGGAUCGCUUUCGAUUAGCUCGGAUUUUUGGGGCUGGCUCGGAGGACUCAAGAGAUGAUCCGUUUGGUUCAUCGACCCAGUCGUCAUUUGAUGUGAAUGGCACACAUCCUGUCACCGACCACAAUGACGGUGACCAGGGAUAUGACCAAGAAUUGUACGAGCCUGACAAAGAUUUGGAUGGCCCGGCUUUGAGUGCGAACUCUUCUCAAUCCACACAUCCAGCCGUGAAGAAUGAAUCUGCGACGAGAAACCAUUCGCAACAAUCGAAACUGUCUGAGACAUCGGUUGAUUGCAAUAACGGAGUCCGGGCGGAAGCACUUCCUACACCCGAUGCGGAUGCAGUUGGGACCAGAGAAAUCGGGAAUACCAAGCGUGGAUCAGAUGUCCCCGAGCAUGAGACUGCGAAAGACGAGGAAGAUAUUGAGAUCAUCGAGGAAGAAUUGCCCUCCGAAGCCUUCCCUCCUCCCUAUCUAUCCGAUCGGGAAGCUGCCGACUUCGAGGAGGAGCCGGACCUCGAUGCAGAGGUGGUCGCCCUCCUCAAAUCCCGAUUUAAAAGAUUACCGAACCCACACGCGUUCGUGCAAGAGCUGACGAGGUUUCCUGCGAAGAACCGAAGUUCCGAUGUGCUCUAUCGUCUGGCUGAAAAUGCACAGGAAGCCUUGGUGGCUUGGCAGGAUGAAUUUCUCAAGCUCGACGCAUUCAUCGCGAGGAACACCAACCCGCCGCGGAAACGAGCGACGGGUGGACGCCAGCAACUCGGCGCCGAGGUGGCGGAUGCGAUGAAAGAGGCGGACAUCUAUGGAUAUCGGUACGAUGCUCGGAGAGGUCCAGGAAUGCAGGUGCCUGAGCUGCAGCGUUUCUUCGAUGAUGAAGAUCAUGCGGAGGGUCGCUUGCUGCGACGACGGAAGCCGCAUAACGAAUACGCUAUGAGCGACGAUGACGCUGCGAACACCGAAACAGGGAAGCGGAAGCGAAAAGCCGUGCAUCGCUAUGAUGCCACCCCAGAAGAUGGAUCGCGAAAGCGGAUGAGACAGACCCCAGAUCCGGUCCAUGUUCGGCGACGCGGACGUCCUCCACUCAAAGCUCCACCAAACGCGCUCCUUCCGCCGCGCAUCCAGGCCAUGCGCGCAAUGCGCGAGCAAAGCACCGCAUCUACCUCGGUCACGACGAGCGAUGAUGAGGACCGUGGAUCGACGCCGGAGAAGCCGACGAAACGUAGGGGCCGGCCUCCUGGGAGCAAGAACCUGUAUCCACGGAGCGACGCGGGGAUCAAGAAGGGACCGAGGAAGAAGCUGGUGAGUCUGGAGGAGACGGUGCCGGGGAACGUCAUGGCGAGGGAGCCACCCGAGAAGAUCCCCGGAAUAAAAACGGAUGCGAAACCAAGUGACGACGCCGUCCAGAAAGCCGCCAAAAUCAAGUCCGAAAGCCGCUCCGAAAGCAUGACGCUCUGGUGGAAAAAGCGCAAAGCCGAGCAAGCCGCCGCGCAAGACGAGCGCACCCGCCUCGACGCGGAGCGGAAACCUCCCCACUCGCGAUCCAACUCCACCACCCUCCC